CCGGGAGGGAGUCGGGAGCAGCCGCCUACAGGAUGUAAGAGAGGAACUGGGGUCUCCAGUCACGGGAGCGCCGGGGCUGCGGGCGGCGAGGACCUGGCUGUGCGCGCGGUCGCUGGACGAUCGCUGGACGCUGGACGCAGGGGUCGCCCUCAGCAUGGGGGAGCCCGGGCCUCCUCGGCCCUGGGCGCUUGGUCUCCUGCUUCUGCUCCUGCCUCAGACCUGGGGCGCAGCAGAGAACCACCUGUCCCUCCUGUACCACCUCACGGCAGUCUCAUCGCCCGCCACGGGGUCACCUGCCUUCUGGGUGUCAGGCUGGCUGGGGCCGCAGCAGUACCUGAGCUACAGCAGCCUGCGCAGGGAGGCCGAGCCCUGUGGGGCCUGGGUCUGGGAAACCCAGGUGUCCUGGUACUGGGAAAUGGAGACCACCGACCUGAAGAACAAGGAGAGCCUCUUUCUGGAGGCUCUCAAAGCCCUGGGGGGAAAAGGUCCCUACACCCUGCAGGGCAUCCUGGGCUGUGAGCUCAGCCCUGAUAACAGCUCGGUGCCCACCGCCCUGUUUGCGCUGAACGGGGAGGACUUCAUGGAGUUCCACCCUGAGAACGGCAGCUGGACUGGAGACUGGCCCGAGGCCCUGAGCAUCAGCAAGCAGUGGGAGAAGAAGGCAGAGGUGGUGAGCAAGGAGAAGACCUUCCUGCUCAGCUCUUGCCCUCAGCGGCUGCUGGACCACCUGGAGCGGAGCCGCAGGAACCUGGAGUGGAAGGAGCCGCCCUCCAUGCGCCUGAAGGCCCGGCCUGGCGAUGCCGGCUUCUCCGUGCUCACCUGCAGCGCCUUCUCCUUCUACCCCCCGGAGCUGCAGCUACGUUUCCUCCACAACGGGCUGGCAGCCGGCACCGGCGAGGGCGGCUUCGGCCCCAACGGCGACGGCUCCUUCCACGCGUGGUCGUCACUCACGGUGCAGCGGGGGGAUGAGCACAACUACCGCUGCCUGGUACAGCACGCGGGGCUACCGCAACCGCUCUCCGUGGAGCUGGAGUCACCUGCCGGGUCCUCGGUGCCCAUAGUGGGGAUAGUCCUGGGCUUCCUGCUGCUCAUUGCCACCGCCGCGGGAGGAGUUCUGCUGUGGCGGAGGAUGAGGAGCGGGCUGCCAGCACCCUGGAUCUCCCUCCGCGGUGACGACGUUGGGUCGCUGCUGCCCGGGCCGCUCCAGGAGCCCGACUCUCCAGACGCCAGAGGCACCGCCUGAAGGCCCCGCUGGGCUGCUGCUGGCCCUUGUGUUCGCGUGUCUGCUGUGAGACUCCUGGAAUCCUGGAUCUCUGAGCCUCCAGAACAAAUGUUGGACCCCAGGUCCCCGCACAGCCCUCCUCCUGGGCUCUGCCUCAGUGUCCCCCCUGACAUCUCUGGCCUUUGUCCACCUCACAUAUAAACACGAGUUUGGGCCCGAA
Cavia porcellus (domestic guinea pig) is the source of this 1442-nucleotide messenger RNA. RefSeq names its product Fc gamma receptor and transporter (gene Fcgrt). Gene Ontology annotation, biological process: immune response. Lineage: Eukaryota; Metazoa; Chordata; Mammalia; Rodentia; Caviidae. The coding region runs from base 155 to 1243 and encodes 362 amino acids. The transcript is spliced from 7 exons. The record is from RefSeq and is a predicted model, not a curated record. Gene Ontology annotation, molecular function: beta-2-microglobulin binding. Gene Ontology annotation, cellular component: external side of plasma membrane.